ACAGCAGAUAUCCUUCACAUCAACAUCUUAAAUUGUCCUCAAUACCAAUCUCCUCGCCAAUAUGACAUCCACUCCACCACCAAACACAGCCAUCGUCCUAAUCGAUCCCUACAAUGACUUCCUCCACCCCUCUGGAAAACUAAACCACAUGCUAGCCUCCAGCCUCGCAGCCACAAACUCCAUCACCCAUCUCCAAACCCUCGUCAAAUACGCACAUACCCACCAAAUCCCCAUCUUCUACGGUCUCCACCAACAAGUCCGACCUAGCUUCAUCGCCGGCUGGACGCAUCCCACCAACACGCAAAAAUCGCAAAUGGAGCAUUCCGCUUUCGAGGAAGGAAGUUGGGGGGUGGAGAUCUACACCGAUCUAGAACCAGAUAUUGAGAAGGGUGAUGUGGUGUUGAGUAAACAUUGGUGUAGUUCCUCGUUCCAGAAUACGGAUUUGGAGUACCAGUUGCGACAGAGGGGGGUGCAGAAUUUGGUUAUGGGUGGGAUGACGGCGAAUACUUGUUUAGAGAGUACGGCUAGAUAUGCUUAUGAAUUGUGAGUUUUGAGUUUUGCGGGGUUCCUUCGCGCUUGCUGGGAUACUGAUGGAUUGUGUUGUGUAGGGGAUUUCAUGUUACGUUGUUGAAGGAUGCAACGGCUGGUUUUAGUGUUGAGCAGAAGGAUGCUGCUACAGAGUUGAUAUGGCCGCUUUUUGCGAAUCGGGUCUUGACGGUUGAUGAAUGGAUUGAGAGUUUGGAGAAAGCAUGAGAAUUUAGUUAUGCUAGAGCUUGGAGAUGAUCAUAUGGAAGUCGUCUAGCCGAUUGUCUAGUCAUAAUGCUUGUAAUUGAUUGACAAAUGGAAAUUGCUC
This is a messenger RNA of Hymenoscyphus albidus, 853 nucleotides long. The record is from the annotation of a GenBank genome assembly. Lineage: Eukaryota; Fungi; Ascomycota; Leotiomycetes; Helotiales; Helotiaceae.